CUUGGGUACAUAUUGACUUCCUGUCGUCCCCGACCCUUUGUCCACUCCGCCACAGCCCACAUCUCCAUCGUCUCUCAGUCCAGAUGCCUUCGCACCACCACCGAGAAACUAAUCGAUGCUGCUGCGGCUGUUCAAUCCACUCUUCACCACCACCCCAUCUGACCACAUCUGAUCAACUCCUCCAAGCCCUGGCCAGCCACCUGCUCCUCCAAUCCCAGAAACCUCCCACUGUUUCCGACCGUCACUGCCUUAAGCCCCAGCAACACCCACCACCACUGCAUUCCUUCUUCCAAAUUCAUCAACUCGGUGAUGAUCAUCUUCCUCCUGCUCCUCCUCAUUAUCAUCGUCAUGAACAGCAGCAGCAGCAGCAGCGGUUCUAUCAGUAUCAAGCUCAACCUCUUAUCGAUUCCCUCCUCCGCCGCGUCGCCGCCCUCGAAUCCUCUUUCCCCCAUCUCUCUCCCACUUCGUCUCCUUCGCCGCCUGUAGAUCCGCGCUCUCCGACGAGACCCACAUCGAUCCCAGAUACCUCACCGAGAAAGCCAUGGAUCUUCUCCUUCGACUGGAUGUCAUCCAUAGCGGCGACCCGAUGGUUCGGGAAGGGAAGCGGUCGAUCAGCAGAGAACUGGUCCGCACGUUGGAUUUCAUCGAUAAGUGGGUAGUCAGAGAGCACCAGUUGUCUCUGGACGCGAUCGAGAUCACUGGGAAUCGCGGAAUCGA
This is a messenger RNA of Musa acuminata subsp. malaccensis (wild Malaysian banana), 717 nucleotides long. The record is from RefSeq and is a predicted model, not a curated record. Lineage: Eukaryota; Viridiplantae; Streptophyta; Magnoliopsida; Zingiberales; Musaceae.